AAUGUUUCUGUGGUCAUUAUAUUGCUGGCCAUAAGUAUAAAUUUGAAGUGACACCAAAUUUUGAACAAGAAUAUGAAAUGAAUUGCCUACUUUGUGGAGUUGGAGAGAACACUGUUGAAGCUUUCCAACCAAAGCAAUCAGAAAUAGCAGAAUGGAGAAGUACAAAUGUGGAUGCACUGGUAUACGCCAUUGUCUACUUUGCACUGGAAUUAGAGAUAAUGAUUUUAUUCAAAAUUCAGUAAAAGAUAUUUGCUGGCUCUGUCCUGAAUGUGAAGUAGUAUUUGAAGGAAAUGUUAAUGAAAUAUUGUUAAAAGAUAAUAUAAAUUGGUGUUCUUUGCACUUGCAGCAUAAUAUAUCUAACUUACAUAUAGAUAAAGUUAUUAUUAUAAAUAACUUUGUUUCAGAAACUGAAGAAAGUUAUUUGCUUACGGAAAUAAAUAAGGAUCCUUGGAAAAUGUCACAGUCUGGUAGAAGAAAACAGGAUUUUGGUCCAAAGGUAAAUUUCAAACGGAAAAAGUUAAAGACAGCCGUGUUUACUGGUUUUCCUGGUUACUCAAAGUUUGUUGUUGAAAAAAUGAGACAAGUUGAGUCUUUAAAAGAUUUUUUUCCGGUAGAAUUAUGUAAUUUAGAAUACAGUCCUGAGCGUGGUUCAUCUAUAGAUCCUCACAUUGAUGAUACUUGGUUGUGGGGAGAACAAUUAGUAACAUUAAAUUUAAAUUCAGCAACAAUUUUAACUUUGACAUCAACACUUUUUCAACAAGAAAUUCAAAUCCCCAUGAUGCCACGAUCAUUAGUUAUCAUUGAAAAGAAUGCAAGAUAUAAUUGGAUGCAUGGCAUUAAAUCUUCAGAUAUUACAGAUUUAAGAGUUGCAAUGACAUUUCGUAAUUUGAGCCAACCAUUUGUUAAAGAUAACAUUGGCCAGCAGAUAUUACACAUAGCAAAGUCAUUUCAAGGAACAGUUGUAGCAUGAAAUCAUAAAAAAUAUUUAAAAAUUAAUUAUUUAAAUAAUUUAUAAUUUACAUUUUUGCAA
Messenger RNA from Hydra vulgaris (swiftwater hydra), 1030 nucleotides. RefSeq names its product alpha-ketoglutarate-dependent dioxygenase alkB homolog 4. Gene Ontology annotation, molecular function: oxidoreductase activity; demethylase activity. NCBI's taxonomy places the organism in Eukaryota, Metazoa, Cnidaria, Hydrozoa, Anthoathecata, Hydridae. The record is from RefSeq and is a predicted model, not a curated record. Gene Ontology annotation, biological process: demethylation.